AUGGACAACAAGAACUGCCUUGCUCCAGUUCGUUUCAACCAAGACGGAAGAUCUAGUAGCAUGGACAACAAGAACGUCACCGGCCGCGGCGGCGGCGUCGUCAAGGUGACCUACAUCGAGACGCAGUUCGUCACCUCCGACGUCGCCGGCUUCAAGGACCUCGUGCAGCGCCUCACCGGGAGGUCCGCUCCUCUGCCGCCGGCGCCGCACAGGCCUCUCCCGUGCCGACAUGUCGACGGCCGCCGGGGCUGGAGUAGGCCCGCUGCCGCCGGAGCUGGGCCGCAAGGCGCUUAUCAGUACCCUGUGGCGGCGGAGGUGCGCCCGGCCGUCAUCAGCAGCCGCACGCCGACGACGUACCUGGAGGAUAUGGGCCUGGACGACGUCAUCGGCAUGGGCGACUUCUCCGAUCUGUUCUAUGUCGGUGCUGCCAGUGAACGGAGUGACGGUGGUUACGGCGGUUUCCCGUAUUGA
Molecule: messenger RNA, 471 nt
Organism: Miscanthus lutarioriparius
Lineage: Eukaryota; Viridiplantae; Streptophyta; Magnoliopsida; Poales; Poaceae
Source: the annotation of a GenBank genome assembly